Messenger RNA from Nothobranchius furzeri (turquoise killifish), 1119 nucleotides. Lineage: Eukaryota; Metazoa; Chordata; Actinopteri; Cyprinodontiformes; Nothobranchiidae. The record is from RefSeq and is a predicted model, not a curated record.
GCGAAUUGCGUAAAUAGGUGGUUCCCGCAUGUCAGUUGAGAAUAAUUUGAUUUUCACCAGAAACAGCAAAUAACAACAAUCAUGAAAGAAACGCCGCUUUCCAACUGCGAGCGAGACUUCUUACUGAGAGCAAUCGAAGAGAAAAAGCGGCUCGAUGGACGACAGACCUAUGACUACAGAAAGUUGAAAAUCACUUUUGGGACUGAUUAUGGAUGCUGCUUUGUGGAUCUGGGGCAAACCAGGGUCAUGGCUCAGGUGUCGUGUGAGUUGGUGGCGCCUAAAGAGAACCGGCCCACUGAGGGAAUCCUGUUCUUCAACAUCGAGCUGUCACCCAUGGCCUCGCCAUCGUUCGAGCAGGGCAGACAGUCGGAGCUGUCGGUGAAGCUGAACAGACAGCUGGAGAGGUGCCUGAGGAACUCCAAGUGCAUCGAUACUGAGUCGCUGUGUGUGGUGUCUGGAGAGAAGGUUAUGAGAUGCAGUAAAAUAGCCAGCGUCAAAGUGUCUGAAAUCACUGAACUCAUCAGUCAAGCCUUGUUAAAUGACAAGGCUGCCAGGAAGGCAGGUGGUAAAUGUGGCUUUGCCGAGUCCAUGCCUCAGGAUCGGAUCACAGCUCUGAAAAUGGACCAGACCGAUGUAGAGAUGACCAACGUGAGCCAAACAGGAAGUGGGGUGAUCCUCCAGGGAGAUGAAGCCCCGCCCCCAACAGUCCCAUCCCCAGUGGUGCCGGUGCCAGGUGUUGGUCAGGUGGGUCAGGGUCUGCAGAGCUGGGGACUGGAGGAGGAAGAAGAAGAUGAUGAUGAUGAGGAGGAGGAGAGCAGUGGAGAUGACCAAGUGGAAGAAGUGACACAGAUAAAACUGUCAGAAAAAGACAAGAAAGAAGCAGCUGUGGUGGAGAUUUCAGACAGUGAGGAAGAGGAGGUGGUCAUACUUUAUCCAGAGACGACAGAGAAAUCAAAGAAUUCUGGGUCCAGAUCUGACCAGAAGGGGGCAGCAGCAUCCAAGAAACGCCAGAAGAAAUGACCGCAGCUUGAAACCGAAACAGAGAAAAUACUACAAUAAUAUGAUAUCGAAAAAGGCUUAAAACUGAUUCAAAUAAAUUUAUUUUUUACAUUUCUAGAA